ACAGUAUUUCUUAUCUUGCCGGAUAAACGAAAAUUAGGUAUCUAUUUGAUUGAAAACAUCUAACUGUGAACAAUGUAGAUGGCUCUGAUUCUGGGCCAGAGAAUUACUGAUAGUUCGAUUGAAAUGUAUACUGAAAACGUACACAUGAAAUGCCUUGUGAAGAUUUGAAGUUACAGUAGAUGCCGUUGUUUGGGUCAAGAGUGGUCUAAUUUUCGCCACUACAUGAUCUGUCAAAGAAGUUUUUGUUCGGACUCGGUUUUGCAACCUUGUACCUCUGCAUCUUAGCUACCUAACAAUGGCAACAGGGAAGGACGUCCGCAUUCUCUUGGUUGGGGAUCCUGGUGUUGGUAAAACGUCUCUGAUCUUGUCCUUGGUGAGCGAGGAAUUCCCAGAGGAUGUUCCUGCAAAAGCGGAGGAAAUCACAAUACCGGCGGAUGUCACCCCAGAGAAAGUUCCUACACACAUUGUAGAUUUUUCAGAUCGAGAGCAAACUAAGGAAAGUCUUGAUGAAGAAAUCGAUAAGGCAAACAUUGUGUGUAUUGUCUAUGGUCUGGACGAUGAGGAUUCCAUUGAACGGAUAACCACAUACUGGCUUCCCUACCUGCGUCUGGCUGUGGGUGAAGAUAUGCCUCGCAAACCUGUCAUACUAGUGGGGAACAAGUCUGAUCUGUUGGACUUCACCUGUAUGGAGACAAUCUUGCCAAUUAUGAAUGACUUUGCGGAAGUAGAGACUUGUGUGGAGUGUUCAGCAAAAACCAUGAAGAACAUAAGCGAAAUGUUUUAUUAUGCCCAGAAGGCAGUGCUUCAUCCCACCGCACCAGUCUACGAUGCAGAGGAGAAAGAGUUGACUGACAAAUGCAAGAGAGCUUUAUCACGAGUAUUUAAGAUCUGUGACCUUGACAACGAUGGGGUACUGAAUGAUGAGGAAGUGAAUUUAUUUCAACAAAAGUGUUUCAACAUGCCAUUGCAAAGCCAAGCAUUGGAAGAUGUGAAGAUGGUUGUAAAAAGGCAUAUAUCAGACGGAGUGGUGAACGAUGGACUUACAGUGAAAGGUUUUCUGUUCCUACACACUCAGUUCAUACAGCGAGGCCGGCACGAGACUACAUGGACGGUGCUCAGGAAAUUUGGAUAUGAUGAUAAUGUUCAUUUGUUGAAAGAUUUUCUGUCUCCCAGAAUACCGGUUGGGCCUGGCUGCACAACAGAGCUGUCUCAUCUAGGCUUCCAGUUUUUAACUACCUUAUUUGAAAAAUUUGACGAGGAUGGAGAUGGCUGUUUGUCCCCUCCAGAGCUACAGAACCUGUUCAGCACGUGUCCUGUGAUGCCUUGGGGACCAGAUGUCAACAACACAGUUUGCACCAAUCACCAAAACUGGAUUAACCUCAAGGGCUACUUAGCACAGUGGACACUCACCACACUGUUGGAUUGUCCAAGGACAGUAGAGUUUUUAGCCUAUCUGGGUUAUCAUUAUUACUACGACAGUCAGACUACAGCAGUACAAGUUACUAGAGACAAGAAAACAGACUUAGAGAAGAGGCAGACGACACGAAAUGUGUUUCAGUGUCACGUCAUUGGUUCUAAAAGUUCAGGAAAGAGCUCUUUCUUACAAGGCCAUCUCGGCCGCAACCUCAGAUAUAUGGCAACUCUGAAUAAGGAGAACUUGUCAAGUUUUACCAUCAAUACUGUUCAGGUUUAUGGACAAGAGAAGUAUCUGCUGCUGCAUGAGAUGGAUGUAGGACUGUGUGACAUGCUAACCCCAGCUGAACUGGUGCGAUCAUGUGAUGUGGCUUGUUUGCUGUAUGAUGCAACAAAUCCAAGAUCAUUUGAAUAUGUGUCAAGGAUUUACAUGAAACACUUCCAGGACAGCCGUAUUCCUGUUCUGGUGGUCGCAACUAAGUGUGAGCACCCAGCAGUGCCCCAGGACAGUGAGCUGACACCUACCCAGUUCUGUACCAAGUUCAAACUGCCACCACCCCAGCAGUUCACAUGUAUAGAGAAGAUCAAUAAAGAUGUCUAUGUUAAGCUGGCCACGAUGGCUGCGUACCCCAACCUCAAACGUCUGGUCCACAUGCUGCUGGUUCACCAUCACUCAUUCUGGUUGGAGGAAAAAUUGAGGCACCUCAAAGGACUUUAUGAAAAUGACAGACACUUCUUUUUGAAAGCUGGAGUGGGUGUGGCAGUUAUAGCAGGCUUUGGGUUUAUAGUCUACAAAAUUGCCAGGGCUCUAACGUAGAGCUAACUAUAGGAAGUGCAUCAUUACCUAAGCCAUAUUGUAAUAUUCCUUAGUAUUGCAUGAUGGUUGAUUCACUAUUCUGGAGAAGCUCUGCCUGUGGACAAGCCAGGCCGAGCAGAGUGAUCUCCCUUAGACUACAGGCUCAGCAGAGUGAUCUCCCUUAGUCCAGAGGUUUUGUGCCGUAUUUAUGAAAACUGUGUGUGGAUGUGGGAGUGAGAGUAGCUGUAUUCAUCGCCCUCACAGAUCAGGGUGUACUUUGUGCUUCUCAGGUAGAUUUCCAGAUAUAUUUCAUCACUCAAUCCUGGUUGACUUUUUCACUCCCAGGCUCAUUUCUACAGUUUGCCAGGCCUCAUACAAUGCUGUGCCACUCAGGUGAUCUCCAGCUUCUUGAUCAUAUUAAACAGCUUACCAUGACAGUUUUACCACAGAAACAGAUUAUCAUAGGAACAGGCCUUCAUCUAUGUACACAGACUAGGUUUGUGUGGAAAAAGACUGGAACAUGUAGCAUAGAAUUUGUUUAUUCAGUUGUAUUUAAUUCCAUAGAAACAGGUCAGUAUUUACAUAUCCUUAUCAUUCAUCUUAGUAGCUUUCUCCAAGAUGAUUGACUUAUUAAUGGACAAAAUCCAAUGACCAAAUGCUGGUGUCAAUCAAAACAUUGUAUCAACUAAUGAGAAAACCUAAUAUGCUGGUAAGGCUUUCAAGUGGCAUGUCAAGCAUACCGUUGCAAGUGGGAGAGGUAUGGCCAUAGCUGUGCUGCAACCAAUCAAUUCACAGUAAUGUCUUCUCCCAGUAGCAUUAGAUAUGCUUUGUAUUUUUUUGUUUAUCCCUACAAUUGAAGAAAAGAGACAGUUGUGUGCGUUUAGAGUGUACAUGUAUUAGCCAAAGAUGUCAGACUACAAUCUAGUGCUUAUCUGCGAUAAACUGGCAACACCAUAACGUAUGGACACUGCAUGUUAUAAAGCUUUGUUAGGUCCGUAAUCUGCACAAGAAACAGCACUAGAUAUGAGAGCUGUUUCAUUCUUCCCAGCUUAGCUUUAAGAGACGAUGGAAGCAAAUCUGGUAACAGAUCUCAGCUGAAAGCACAUGUAUCAGUGAGACUACUUGGUAUGUCUUUUCUAUGGGUUACGAUACAGUAUUCAGGAUUAGAAAGAAAGGAAUUUUUAUAAAGUAAACUGAUCCUCUUCUAAGUUGCAUUGUAAGCUUUCCCUUUUGAGUUAUUUCGUAUGAGAGUGAAUUGUUAAUUUUGUAAUAAAGGGAGAUAUCUUGCAUGUCAUUUUUUGUAGAAUUUUUGGUGCACAGCAUGAUUUUUUCUGUUUAAUUCAAUAAUGGUCGAGAGACAUUAAAAUGAGACAGCUUUCUGUAGCAUCUGGACCUACCCCCAGAUGUUCUACCAGAUGUCAUAAAAGAUGAGGGCACAUAGAGUAAUAAGUGUGUGCAGGGUUUUUAUUUUAUCAUCAUGUGUCUGAAGUUCUUACAGAAAUGUAGGAUGUACAAGAAUAAAUUAUUUCAGUGAAUUUA
This is a messenger RNA of Liolophura sinensis, 3748 nucleotides long. Its product is annotated as mitochondrial Rho GTPase 1-like. Gene Ontology annotation, cellular component: mitochondrial outer membrane. NCBI's taxonomy places the organism in Eukaryota, Metazoa, Mollusca, Polyplacophora, Chitonida, Chitonidae. Gene Ontology annotation, molecular function: GTPase activity; GTP binding; calcium ion binding. The transcript is spliced from 21 exons. Gene Ontology annotation, biological process: mitochondrion organization. The record is from RefSeq and is a predicted model, not a curated record. The coding region runs from base 296 to 2230 and encodes 644 amino acids.